Dromiciops gliroides (monito del monte) is the source of this 6277-nucleotide messenger RNA. RefSeq names its product mitogen-activated protein kinase kinase kinase 4 (gene MAP3K4). Gene Ontology annotation, biological process: MAPK cascade; protein phosphorylation. Gene Ontology annotation, molecular function: protein kinase activity; ATP binding. Lineage: Eukaryota; Metazoa; Chordata; Mammalia; Microbiotheria; Microbiotheriidae. The transcript has 28 exons. Bases 151 to 5004 code for a protein of 1617 amino acids. The record is from RefSeq and is a predicted model, not a curated record.
CGCGGCGCGGACGCUCCCGGGCCGAAGGGCUCCCGCCGCCGGAUAAAAGCGAGGACGGCGUUCCGCGAGCCCCCGGGGCCCGUGCUUCCCCCAGUCUCAGCCCGGCUGCAGCCUCACUUUCGUUGCCGCCAUGCCGGGCUCGGUGCACGGAUGAGAGAGGCAGUCGUCGCCGCCGAGCUGGUCUCCCCUCCCGCUGGAGCCGCCGCCGCCGCCGCCGCCGUCACCGCCAUGGAGGAGCCGCCGCCGCCGCCGCCGCCGCCGCCGGAGCUGCCGCUGCAGCUGGAGCUGGAGCUGGAGGGCUGCCAGGCGGCGAGGCAGGAAUGCAAGUUGGGAAAUGUUGUUUGUUGCAAAAACUCUGAGUCUGAUCCAGAAGAAUUUUCAGAUGAAACAAAUACUGAAAACCUUUAUGGCACCUCUCCUCCUAGCACACCUCGACAGAUAAAACGUAUGUCAACAAAGCACCAGAGGAAUAGCAUAGGGAGACCUUCGAGCCGCGCCAGCUUAAAAGAGCUCUUAUUUCGUUGUGAACAGAUCACUCAGCAAGGGCAGCAAGAAAAAAUGAAUGCACCAAAUCAGCUUCCUCACAAAGACAUUGGCAAAACAGUAGAGAAUGUGGAAGAACACAGCUAUAAGCAAGAGAAAAAGAUCCGAGCCACUCUUAGAACAACAGAACGGGAUCAUAAAAAAAAUGUACAAUGCUCAUUCAUGUUGGACUCAGUGGGUGGAUCUUUGCCAAAAAAAUCAAUUCCGGAUGUUGAUCUCAAUAAGCCUUACCUCAGCCUUGGCUGUAGCAAUGCUAAGCUUCCGGUUUCUAUGCCUAUACCUAUAGCCAGAACUGCACGCCAGACUUCUAGGACUGAUUGUCCUUUGGAACGCUUAAAAUUCUUUGAAACUUUACGACUUCUCCUAAAGCUUACCUCAGUCUCAAAGAAAAAAGACAGGGAGCAGAGAGGACAGGAAAACACAUCUGCUUUCUGGCUUAACCGAUCCAAUGAACUCAUUUGGCUUGAGUUACAAGCCUGGCAUGCAGGACGGACCAUUAAUGACCAGGACCUUUUUUUAUAUACUGCCCGCCAAGCCAUCCCAGAUAUUAUCAAUGAAAUCCUCACAUUCAAAGUAAAUUAUGAGAGUUUUUCAUGUGAGAGAAAUGGAGCAAGUUUUAAUGGUACUUCAGUAGAAGGGCAGUGCAGAGCACCCCAUGGAGCCAGUGCUAUGGGUUAUUCAAACUAUCACGAACAUCUCCAACGCCAGAGGGUCUCAUUUGAGCAGGUAAAGCGGAUAAUGGAGCUGCUUGAAUACAUAGAAGCACUUUAUCCCUCUUUGCAGGCUCUUCAAAAGGACUAUGAAAAAUAUGCUGCAAAAGAUUUCCAAGACAGAGUGCAGGCACUCUGUCUGUGGCUAAACAUUACAAAAGACUUAAAUCAGAAACUAAGGAUUAUGGGAACUGUUUUGGGCAUCAAAAAUUUAUCUGACAUUGGCUGGCCAGUGUUUGAAAUACCAUCUCCCCGACCAUCCAAAGGCAAUGAACCAGAGGAGGAAGAAAGUGACACAGAUGGAGAAGUGAAGGAAUUGGAAACUACCGCCCAUGAAAGUGAAGAAGAACACGUCCUGGAUCAGAGUAUAAAGGACUUCAGACAGGCCAUGGAGAGCAGUUUUGACUUCCAGCCACAGGACCAUUUUUCAAAGAAGUUUGACAGACUUGAAUCGGAAGAUGAAUCAGUUGGCUGGGGAGUUUCUGAAUACAAUGCUGAAGCAGGCUAUAGUCGAUACUGUCUGACUUCUAUAUAUAGACCAUUUGUAGACAAAGCACUCAAACAGAUGGGUUUGAGGAAAUUAAUUUUAAGACUUCACAAGCUAAUGGAUGGUUCUUUACAAAGAGCCCGUAUAGCACUCGUUAAGAGUGAUCAUCCAUUGGAGUUUUCUGAGUUCCCAGAUCCCAUGUUAUGUUCAGAUUACAUACAGUUGUCAAACACCACACCAUCAUCAGAACAAAAGUGCAGCACCGUGUCAUGGGAAGAGCUGAAAUCUAUGGAUUUACCAUCAUUUGAACCUGCAUUUUUGGUCCUUUGUCGAGUACUUCUUAAUGUUAUCCAUGAGUGUCUCAAAUUAAGAUUGGAACAGAGACCUGCUGGGGAACCAUCUCUCUUGAGUAUUAAGCAGCUGGUAAGAGAGUGUAAAGAGGUUCUGAAGGGUGGCCUCUUAAUGAAGCAGUAUUACCAAUUCAUGCUUCAUGAAGUGUUAGAUGAUUUGGAAAAGAUUGACUGCAAUAUAGACUCUUUUGAAGAGGACCUGCAUAAAAUGUUGAUGGUGUAUUUUGAUUACAUGAGAAGUUGGAUCAAAAUGUUACAGCAGUUACCUCAAGCAUCUCAUAGUUUAAAAAAUCUGUUAGAAGAAGAAUGGAAUUUCACCAAAGAAAUAACUCAUUAUAUAAGAGGAGGAGAAGCACAAGCUGGAAAAUUAUUUUGUGACAUUGCAGGAAUGCUGCUGAAAUCUACUGGAGGAUUUUUAGAUUGCGGCCUUCAGGAAAGUUGUGCUGAAUUCUGGACCAGUGCUGAUGACAGCACUGCUUCAGAUGAAAUCAGGAGAUCUGUUAUAGAGACCAGCAGAGCCCUGAAAGAGCUAUUUCACGAAGCUAGAGAAAGGGCUUCCAAAGCACUUGGCUUUGCUAAAAUGCUAAGAAAGGAUCUGGAAAUAGCAGCAGAAUUCAUUGUAUCAGCACCAGUGCGAGACCUUCUGGAUAUGCUGAAAUCAAAACACUAUGUUAAGGUGCAAAUUCCUGGAUUGGAAAACUUGCAAGUAUUUGUUCCACAGACUCUUGCUGGGGAGAAAAGUGUUAUCUUGCAACUACUAAAUGCAGCUGCAGGAAAGGACUGUUCGAAAUAUUCAGACGACGUAGUAAUUGACGCUUACUUACUCAUGACCAAGCAUGGUGAUCGAGAUCAUGACUUAGAUGACCACUGGAGCACGUGGGAAGGGCUGCCUGUCAAAAUAGUGCCUCAGGUGGAAACAGUUGAUACACUUAGAAGUAUGCAGGUUGAAAAUCUACUCUUGGUAGUCCUGGAGUCUGCAGAUCUUGUGAUCCAGAGAAAAUCUUUCCAGCAGUCCAUUGAAGGACUUGUAACUUUGCACCAAGAACAAACCUCUAGUCAGCCAGUCAUCGCCAAAGCUUUGCAGCAGCUAAAGGAUGAUGCAUUGCAGCUGUGCAACAAAAUAAGUGAUGCCAUUGACCAAGUGGACCACAUAUUCACAUCAGAAUUUGAUACUGAAGUUGAUGAGUCAGAGUCUGCCACCUUGCAACAGUACUAUCGUGAAGCCAUGAUUCAGGGUUACAAUUUUGGUUUUGAGUAUCAUAAAGAAGUUGUUCGUUUGAUGUCUGGAAUAUUUCGACAGAAGAUUGGAGAUAAAUAUAUUAGCUUUGCCCGAAAGUGGAUGAAUUAUGUACUAACUAAAUGUGAGAGUGGUCGAGGCACCAGACCCAGGUGGGCAACUCAAGGUUUUGAUUUUCUGCAAGCCAUUGAACCAGCCUUUAUUUCAGGACUUCCUGAAGAUGACUUCUUGAGUUUACAAGCUUUGAUGAAUGAAUGCAUUGGUCAUGUGAUAGGAAAACCUCACAGUCCUGUCACAGGUUUGUACCUUGCUAUACAUCGGAAUAGCCCCCGUCCUGUGAAGGUACCCCGAUGUCACAGUGACCCUCCUAACCCACAUCUCAUUAUCCCAACUCCUGAUGGAUUCAGCACUCGGAGUGUGCCUUCUGACGUGCGGAACCCAUGCAGUGCUGCUGCCAGUCGCCCCGCCCCAGCCGGCAGCGACUCCGCUCCACCCAAACCUCUCAGCAGUACAAAUGAUAACAGGGGGUCCAGUGUUCCAGAAAAUGAUCGUUUGGCUUCCAUAGCUGCUGAAUUGCAAUUCAGAUCAUUGAGUCGACACUCAAGCCCCACCGAGGAGCGAGAAGAGCCUUCUUAUCCAAAAGGAGACUCAAGUGGGCCAGCACGGAGAAGCUGGGAGCUUCGCACUCUGAUCAGCCAAAAUAAAGAUACUGCUUCUAAACAAGGACCCAUAGAAGCUGUUCAGAAGUCAGUUCGAUUGUUUGAAGAAAAGCGCUACCGUGAAAUGAGGAGGAAGAACAUCAUCGGUCAAGUUUGUGACACCCCCAAAUCCUAUGAUAAUGUCAUGCACGUUGGAUUACGGAAGGUGACCUUCAAAUGGCAAAGAGGAAACAAAAUUGGAGAAGGCCAAUAUGGAAAAGUCUAUACUUGUAUCAGCGUCGAUACUGGUGAAUUGAUGGCAAUGAAGGAAAUUCGAUUUCAGCCGAAUGACCACAAAACUAUCAAAGAAACUGCAGAUGAACUGAAAAUAUUUGAAGGCAUUAAACACCCCAAUCUGGUUCGGUAUUUUGGUGUGGAGCUUCAUAGAGAAGAAAUGUAUAUUUUCAUGGAAUACUGUGAUGAGGGCACCCUGGAAGAAGUGUCAAGGCUGGGCCUUCAAGAACAUGUUAUUCGGCUGUACUCAAAGCAGAUCACCAUUGCUAUUAACGUACUGCAUGAGCAUGGCAUAGUUCAUCGUGACAUCAAAGGAGCCAAUAUCUUCCUUACCUCAUCCGGCCUAAUUAAACUGGGGGAUUUCGGGUGCUCGGUCAAGUUAAAAAAUAACGCACAAACCAUGCCUGGAGAAGUGAACAGUACCCUAGGGACAGCAGCAUACAUGGCCCCCGAAGUCAUUACUCGAGCGAAAGGAGAAGGACACGGGCGUGCAGCAGACAUCUGGAGUCUGGGUUGUGUUGUGAUAGAAAUGGUUACUGGUAAGAGGCCUUGGCAUGAGUACGAGCACAACUUUCAGAUCAUGUAUAAGGUCGGAAUGGGACACAAGCCACCCAUCCCUGAAAGGAUAAGCCCUGAAGGGAAGGAUUUCCUUUCACACUGCCUCGAAAGUGAUCCAAAGAUGAGAUGGACGGCUAGCCAGCUCCUCGAUCAUUCGUUUGUCAAGGUUUGCACAGAUGAGGAAUGAAGCGAUUCAGUAUGUGACCUGGUAGUGUGUGUACUCGGACAGAUUCUCUUAAUCACUACUGUAUGUAAUAUUUACAUGAAGACUGUGUUGAGAAACAGUACAAAUGUUUUUAACCUACCGUGACUGAAGACUGCACAGGUGACGAGCGUCACUCCUCCUGCUGCUCCCGUCUGUUUUACGUGGCACGUGAUGCUCAUGUGCGACCGUGUCUGCAGAGUGUGAAAGAGUGCCGUUACUACUGUACAUGGACCAUUUCCUUCUUUGUCUGCUCCGUCCCUCACCUGAUGGAGAACUGUCAUAUUAAUACAUAGUAUUUUUGACCUUUUCUAGGCUCAAAAAAAGUUGUCGUGUUACCAGGCGUGCCAGACCUUGUUUUGUAAUAUCCUGUUUGAGUGCACUGACUGUGAACCUUUAUCCUUUUUUUGGGGGGGGGGGGGAGGGGUCCAGCUUCAGAUUUGUUAUGCAAGAGCUAAUUAAGGAAAAUUUUUUUCUCUCUCUCAAUAAAUGGUUUAUUUUAGGAAGCUUUGCUUGGGCUAUUCUUUUCUUUUCUUUUCUUUUCUUUUUUAAUACCAGUAUUUUUUACUCAAGUAUUCACCAAGCAAGGGGACAUACUUGAUAAGCAAAGAAAGAGCUAAAGGAUCAUUAAAAUAAGCUUUGGAGACCAGGGGUUAUUAUUGCUCUAGAGUGAGUAAAAAUUGAAAGGAAAAAUGAAGAUAUUAGGUGGCUCAUUUGCACAUGAGCUAAAAAUUUUCGAGAGAGAUGGGGGCACUCACCUAACCUGUGCAUUGGGCCGCCAGGUCUUUUACUCUUCUGGUACCAUCACUCAGAAGGAGUAGAGUGAUGACAGGAUCUCACAUGGGAAGGCACUGAAGAAGCCAUCUGGUCCAACACAUCCAGCCUCCAGCCUCUACUCGAUGACCUCUCCAAGAAGCCCCAUUACACUCAUGGACAGCCUUAAUGGUUAGAAAGUUUUUUCCCGACAUCAAGCUCAAUUACCUCAUUACUGCUCAUCCUGCCUUCUUGACCAAGCUGAACAUGUCUACUGGGCCCCUCCAAAGUGACUAAUCAACACAACCAAAGGAUCAUCCAUUUGGGGUUGGAAGGGACCUCUGAGGUCAUAAGAAAUGGCAGGACUGGGAUUUGAACUCAUGUCCUCCGAAUACUCAUUUCACUCUACCAUGAUGCUUCACUCCACUACUCUAGUAACUAGCGGCCAUUUUAAAAAAUCAUGCUACCCUAAAAUUAUUCUAUUAAAUUUUGUUGUUAAAGCUAA